This is a messenger RNA of Durusdinium trenchii, 1659 nucleotides long. Lineage: Eukaryota; Dinophyceae; Suessiales; Symbiodiniaceae. The record is from the annotation of a GenBank genome assembly.
AUGGCCAUAGCCGAGAGGAGGCCCGAAUUGACACCCUUUCCACCUCAAGUAACGAUCACAACGCGAGAGUAUGCAGUGUCUUGGUGGGACAAGGUGAACAGGUACAACUUGCGUGGCUUGGCGCUGGUCUUCACUUUGGCGAUUUUGGCAGUCUUGCAUUUGGCUGUUGCAGCCUUUGCAGAGGUCAGAUGGCGGAUACAAGCCCGCUGGGUGGCCAUGCAUGCUGCAAGAACCAAAGGAGUGCAGGUGGAAGUAAAGAAGCUCGAUGAUACAGAGAAGGAUUUCAUCAAGCGUCGAUUAGAAGAAAUUCGUACAGAAGGUGAGUUCAGUGCUGCCAUUCUGGCUGCAGAGGCGGAUGCCACACUGCUUCAGACCCAAGGACUCCAGCACAACUCUGUCACCACCACCUCGCUGGAUCUUCGUCAUGCGAAGGAUGGCCUAGCAACGCUGUUUCAGGCACAUGGGCUGGGGGAUGUGGAGGAUGACAUGGUGCGGCCAGCCCUCUCUGGGCAAGGUCCAUCAACACCUACCGUGAGCACCUCCAUCGUGACGACCACUUUGACAAAGCAAACUCCCUCCAUCGCGGCAGUGUCACCACCAAACCAUUCAAGUGCCCGAUCCCAGACUCUUUCUUUGCGGGAAGCAGCUCAUGAGGAAGCUUUUCAACCAGAAGCCAUGAUUUUGGUCAAGCAGCCCUUCAGAGAAAGGGCCAUCAGCUAUGCAAAUGCCUGGCUGGUGGAUGCCCGCCAGCGGUGUACAAGGAAGACCAUUUGGCAUGCUUGCCAGAAGCAUCACAAGAUCAUCUCCUUGACAGAUGACUCUCAAACAUGGACUUUCAGUGCUCCAGAACGGGCAGCAGUCUUCCACUUUAGCCUGUGGAUCAAUUCGGUUUGCCUCGCACUUGUUCUUGGUGGUGGAAUUCAACGGCGUCCUCACAAGGAUCCAUUUUGCCCAGGAGCUGACCAUGAGCUUCGCUUGGCUUCUGCAGGGUGUUUGCUGCAAGGCUCACAGCUCGGCGAAGCGCUUCUUGCGGCGCUGUGGGCGGUGCCUAUCGCGGCUUUGCUCCAAACCAUUUGCCGUGGCCGCAGCUUCAUGCAUCGGACGCAGGAUCUCUCUGCUACAGCACGGGAAAGAGCCUUCACACGACACUUCUUGGGUCCCUGGCCUUCGAUGAUCAUGGCGCCAGAGGAGGCGAAGGCGCGAUUGUGGAACUUCCUCUGUGGAGUGCUGGCAGUGUUGUGUUGUUGCUCCUGCUGCCCUCGGCCAAAGCGCCGUCGCCUUGUGCCUUUGCAUUGGCAGCCUUCAUUGGUUCCGCUCUGCGCUGUUUUGGUGCUGCUGCUCACGGCUUGGAGUGUGUGCUACUAUACGUUUUUCUUCUCAUCUUCGAUUUAUAUGUAUGAGGUCUCACGAACCGAUACUCCUCAGUUGGAGACUGUGAUUCCUCCAGAUGAACGCGCUGAAGUCACUGCAGCCAACAGUGACGGUCCUCUUGAAGCCCGCUUGAUUUUGGUGCCAGAAAUGCAGAGAUAUUUGCUGCUUCUAGUGCUGAGUUGGUUGAUGAACUUUCUCAUCGUUGAGCCAUUGCUUUUGGUGCUGCAUUUGUUCGUGGGUGAGCCAGCUGUUGCUGACGCUUGGGUGAUUGGAUUGUUGAAUACCUAA